Messenger RNA from Saccharomyces eubayanus, 1314 nucleotides. It is a transcript of the gene TFC7, whose product is annotated as transcription factor TFIIIC subunit TFC7. Bases 1 to 1314 code for a protein of 437 amino acids. The transcript has a single exon. NCBI's taxonomy places the organism in Eukaryota, Fungi, Ascomycota, Saccharomycetes, Saccharomycetales, Saccharomycetaceae. The record is from RefSeq and is a predicted model, not a curated record.
AUGGUAGUGAACACAAUAUACAUCGCAAGGCACGGAUAUAGGUCCAAUUGGCUCCCCGAAGGCCCAUACCCAGACCCACUUACAGGAAUUGACAGCGAUGUCCCUUUGGCAGAACAUGGCGUUCACCAGGCUAAAGAACUGGCGCAUUACCUCUUAUCAUUGGACAACCAACCAGAAGCAGUUUUCACUUCUCCGUUUUAUAGAUGUCUUCAAACAACACAGCCGGUAGCUAAAUUGUUAGAAAUUCCUGUUUAUUUAGAAAGAGGUAUUGGUGAAUGGUAUAGACCAGACAGGAAACCUGUCAUUCCAGUGCCAGCUGGUUAUGAGAUAUUAAGUAGAUUUUUCCCAGGUAUCAUCAGCUCAGAAUGGGAAUCCACUUUAAUACCUUGUGAAAAGGGUGAGACUGAGCAGGAGAUGUACGAAAGGUGUAAAACUUUUUGGCCUUUAUUCAUUGAACAUGUAGAAAAAGAGUAUCCAAACGUCGAAUGUAUUUUAUUGGUCACACAUGCUGCAUCAAAAAUUGCCCUUGGUAUGAGCUUGCUGGGGUUCGCUAAUCCACGAAUGUCAUUAGAUGAAAACGGUAAUAUAAUAAGAAGUGGUAGUUGCUCCUUAGAUAAAUAUGAAGUUCUCAGGAAAAGCUACGAUACUACAGGAGAAGUUGACAAUCAAGACCAAACCGCUUUGUCGUACAUUCCGUUUAGUGAUAGAAAAUGGGUUCUAACUAUGAAUGGAAACACUGAAUUUUUGAGUGGAGGCGAGGAAAUGAAUUGGAGUUUUGAUUGUGUUGUUGAGGCUGGAUCUGAUGCUGAUAUCAAAAGUAGACAAGAGACAAAGAAAACGAGUUCACCGGUACCAGAAAUGGGUGAAAAUCCCGAAUUGGAAACUGUCUACAUCAGCGUUGAUAUACCUAGCGACAGCUAUAAAGAGAAAACUGAAAUAAUGAAUAGCGCAAUUCUGCAAUAUUCCGGUUUAGACACUGAUGCUCCACUGUUCAGGAUUGGAGAUAAGCUGUAUGAGGGAAGUUGGGAGAGACUGGUUGGCACUGAACUUGCGUUCCCAAAUGCUGCACACAUACAUAAAAAAACAGUCAGCUUACUGGCAUCUACUGAAGGCAAUAAGUCUGUAACGAUUAAUCAAAAUACAGAGUUGUCUGCUAAUAGCGACUCAGACGCACCUAAACAGGAAAACGAUGCUACAGUACCGAAUUCAACUAACGAAGACGAUAAUCGCUUGGAAGAUAAAGAAAAAAUCCAACCCGAGAAGAUUUAUAGAAUAAAAGAACGAAUCGUACUAAGUAAUGUCCGCCCUAUGUAG